Messenger RNA from Arachis stenosperma, 3018 nucleotides. Its product is annotated as pentatricopeptide repeat-containing protein At1g62260, mitochondrial. Gene Ontology annotation, molecular function: protein binding; RNA binding. The transcript is spliced from 3 exons. The record is from RefSeq and is a predicted model, not a curated record. Gene Ontology annotation, biological process: RNA modification. Bases 292 to 2256 code for a protein of 654 amino acids. Lineage: Eukaryota; Viridiplantae; Streptophyta; Magnoliopsida; Fabales; Fabaceae.
CAAAACGAUAAACUUCAUAUGCUGUAACAUUUUUAAAUGGAUGAAUCCAUUAAUGCAUGAUCAUCCCUUGAAAUUGGAAGUACAAACAUGAUCACUACAUCCCCAUGUCCAACAUGUAAAGUUGUUGUUACCUCAGUACCUCUCCCGUUGCGGGUACCACUGCCUCCGCCUCCGUCCCACACGUACUGUAAGGUUCUAACUUUGUUGUUCGCUUGUUAACUAACAGAAACCAAAUAACAAUUUCGGCAACCGCGACGGCAAGUCCUCCUCCCCUCCGUUCUCGUUUCGAGAAUGGCGCCGUUGUACGGUGCUCUAAGGAAACUAAGAAGCAGAAACAUACUCCAAUUCCCUUGCAUCUCAUGCUGUCGCAGCUUAGCUUCUGUCACCAAAUCCCACAAAACGCCACCUUUACUAUACCACGCAAACAAGAAGAUUUCACAUUUGAUUCGAAUCGGUAGAUUAAGCGAAGCCAGAGCACUUUUUGAUUCCAUGAACCAACGAAACACCGUUACUUGGAACUCGAUGAUGAGUGGUUAUGUGCAUCGCAGAGAGAUUGCCAAGGCACGGCAACUGUUCGAUGAAAUGCCCCAAAGGGAUAUCGUGUCUUGGAACCUCAUCAUUUCGGGUUACUUUUCAUGCCGCGGAAGUAGGUACAUUGAGGAGGGUAGGAAGCUGUUUGAUGAAAUGCAGGAACGUGAUUGUGUUUCUUGGAACACAGUUAUCAGUGGGUAUGCCAAGAAUGGGAGGAUGAAGGAGGCUUUGAAGCUAUUUGAUGCCAUGCCUGAGCCAAAUGUGGUGUCCUCCAAUGCUUUGAUCACUGGGUUUUUGUUGAAUGGCGAUGUGGAUUCAGCUGUUGAAUCUUUUAGGAGGAUUCCGGUGCGCGAUUCAGCUUCUUUCAAUGCGCUUAUAUCAGGGCUUGUGAGAAAUGGUAAGUUGAAUGUUGCUGCUAAGAUUUUGCAUGAAUGUGGGGAGGGAGAUGAUGGGAAGGAUGAUUUGGUUGCAGCUUACAACACCUUGAUCGCAGGAUAUGGCCAAAAAGGUAUGGUGGAAGAAGCUCGGUGCCUUUUCGAUGAGAUUCCAGAUUAUCAAGGUGAAGAUGGAAAUAAGAGCGAAAGGAGAUUCAGGAGAAAUGUGGUCUCAUGGAAUUCAAUGAUGAUGUGCUAUGUGAAAACAGGAGACAUUGUUUCUGCUAGGGAGCUCUUUGACAGGAUGACUGAGCGAGAUACUUGUACUUGGAACACCAUGAUCAGUGGCUAUGUUCAGGUGUCAGAUAUGGAAGAAGCUUCGAAGCUUUUCCUUGAAAUGCCAAGUCCUGAUGCACUUUCAUGGAAUUCAAUAAUAUCCGGGUAUUCACAAAAUGGUGAUUUAGGACUUGCAAAAGAUUUCUUCUUGAGGAUGCCCAACAAAAACCUGAUUUCAUGGAACUCUGUAAUAGCUGGCUAUGAAAAAAAUGAAGAUUAUAAUGGUGCUAUUGAGCUCUUUUCUCAGAUGCAACUUGAGGGAGAGAGGCCAGAUAGACACACUUUAUCAUCAAUUCUCAGUGUGUGUGCUGGAUUGGUGGAUCUCUACCUUGGUAAACAGAUCCAUCAGUUUAUCACAAAGAUUGUUCUUCCUGACAUGCCAAUAAAUAAUUCCCUCAUUACCAUGUACUCUAGAUGUGGGGCAAUAGCUGAUGCAUGCAUUGUGUUUAAUGAGAUGAAACUUUAUAAAGAUGUGAUCACUUGGAAUGCCAUGAUUGGAGGCUAUGCAUUUCAUGGCCUAGGUUCCGAGGCUCUGGAACUUUUUAAAGUGAUGCAGAGGCUUAAAAUUCACCCUACCUAUAUAACCUUUAUUUCGGUCUUGAAUGCAUGCGCUCAUGCAGGAUUAGUUGAAGAGGGGAGGAGGCAAUUCAGUUCCAUGAUUAAGGACUAUGGUAUCAAGCCAAGAAUUGAGCACUUUGCCUCUCUCGUGGACAUCUUGGCACGGCAGGGGCAGCUUCAGGAAGCUCUGGAUGUGAUAAAAAGCAUGCCAUUCAAACCUGAUAAGGCUGUGUGGGGUGCAUUACUUGGUGGUUGUAGAGUGCAUAACAAGGUAGAAUUUGCACAAGUAGCAGCUGAAGCUUUGAUCCGUCUUGAACCAGAAAGUUCAGCUCCUUAUGUGUUGUUAUAUAAUAUGUAUGCUAAUUUAGGGCAGUGGGAUGAUGCUGAGCGAGUGAGAGUGUUGAUGGAAAAAAAUAAUGUCAAGAAGCAGACAGGGUAUAGUUGGGUAGAUUCUUAAUCAUGCUACUGAUAGAGAUAAUCACAUUCAACUUAAAACAUUGUUAUUAUUGCAAGGCAGGAUAAACGAGUUUCUCUGCCUCUGGAAAGUAGAUAUUCAUCUAAGUAUUAGUUUGAUUGACAUGAAAGACAAAUAGCUUGGCUUCUGGCAAAUUUUCAGAGGUAACUGAGAGAUAUUUUCCAAAAUAGCAAUAACUGGUCUCAACUCAGAAGAUCGCUGGCAGCUUCCGGCAUCGCCUGCACUCGGAUUGUGUAGUACGGUUACAAGUGGAUGUGGCGCUGGCAAAUUAAUUUGAAGUCAUGAAUAAUGGCAGUAGGAAAGUAUUGCCUAUAUAAUAACAGAAAUAGCUGCAGUCUUCCCUUGCAAAGUUGAACAGCUACUAUCAUGUUUUUGUUAUGACUAUACCAAAUAAUUUGCAGUUGUCAAGAGAUUUAAGCUUCUCAAAAAUCUCGUGUGCAGCUAGCUAGGCAAUACGUAGAAUCUGGAUUGAAAAUAAAGCAUCAAGCUCUGAUGGAAAUUGACCUCAAGAACCCAUUUUGCACCUUAUGUUCAUAGAGAACCAAUGUUAAUAUUAGGCUUAAACAUACCUCAACAAUUUCUUUGUCAAAUGAAAAAUUCUGAUUGUUCAUUUUGAUAGAUGUAACGUGUUACCAGAUGUUAAUGUAAAUUUGCAUCAUGUUAAUGCUUGAUGGCGAAUUUACCAUACUUUUGCAUUGAAUUUAGGGGGUCAUUGGAGAAAUUUCUGAAUAAAUUUAACGUUAA